AUGACCAUGACGGCAAAGGACAAACGCAUUGCCAGCAGACUCGAGUGCCUUCCCUCGGAACUCAUCGAGCCUAUCCUGGCCAACCUGACAUUCCGAGAUAUCAUUGCACUGUCGAUAUGUGCCGAAGACAACUGCCAACUAGCCAACGCUCCUGUCAUCAGCCCAGCAUGGAAGGACAUCUGGCCUGUGUAUGUGGCUCGGAGAUCCGAGUUUCAGACAAUCAUGUCUCUAAUAGUACCCUUGGGCGGCGGGAGCUGGCAUGAUCCUACAGAUGGCGAGCUAGAUCUGACUCCGGAUAUGUUUCGUCGAAGAAUGGUACGUGGAAAAGAACUCUAUUGUCAUUCUUUGCCAGGAACUUUCACUGGAAGAAAUAGCGGCGAUAGUACCUUGGCUUACCAGUGA
Molecule: messenger RNA, 402 nt
Organism: Podospora pseudopauciseta
Lineage: Eukaryota; Fungi; Ascomycota; Sordariomycetes; Sordariales; Podosporaceae
Exons: 2
Coding region: 1-402 (133 amino acids)
Molecular function (GO): protein binding
Source: RefSeq, a predicted model, not a curated record